Messenger RNA from Symbiodinium natans, 1929 nucleotides. NCBI's taxonomy places the organism in Eukaryota, Dinophyceae, Suessiales, Symbiodiniaceae. The record is from the annotation of a GenBank genome assembly.
AUGUCGGUCGUGACCACUUGGUUGCUGCUUCUGGCGCCCGUGUGCACUGUGGCCAAGACAUCCAAGACCGAGUCAACUGAUGGAGAUGACUCCGUGACUGGUCAGGACGCAUCGGGACACGGUUGUCAGGCAGAAGUGUUCCUUCCUACUGAGAGCCCCCGCGCGAUGCUCUUCUUCUUCCUGGCCUUGCUGAGCUGCCUUCUGGUUCCCUGGACGGCUGCCGUGCUGUGGCACUUGCUGUUCCCAGGCCGCGCCGAGGUGGCGAAGGCCUUUCCCGAGACCAGUGAGCAGGGCUCGCACGUGCGCUACUGCCGAACACAGGCCAUGGAGGCACGGCGCGAGGCGGCGCUAAAAGAGCUGAGAUCUCGGAAGCUGUCCGGUGGUUUCUUGGGGCGGCUUGUGAUCUUGAUGCUUCUUUGGUGCUGGCUAAUCUACAUCAUCAUUCAGGUCAGACAGGUCUUGGCUACGAGUGCUUUGUAUCAGAAUUUUGACCCCUAUGAGAUCUUGGACGUCGGCAUGACCACUUCCACCUCACAGAUCAAGAAGGCUUACCACAAGCUGUCCCUCAAGUACCAUCCCGACAAGAAUAAAGAAGAAGGAGCAGCGGAGAAGUUCAUGCUGAUCAAGAAGGCCUAUGAUGCCCUUACCGACCCCGUGGCCAAGCGCAACUACCGAGCUUAUGGCAACCCCGAUGGACCUACUCGCGUCCAGCUUGACGUGGCGCUGCCCACAAUAAGCAAGGAGAAUCAAGGCUUGGUGUUGGUCCUUUUCCUGCUGUUGUUUGUCAUCGGGGUGCCCCUGAUGAUGCUCUACUGCAUGGGAUCCUCGUCGGUUGAUAACAACGGGCUUCCGCGAGAAACCAACAAGGUCCUGGCGGAAGGCUUCUCUCCGUCAUUGGACGCAAAGCAGCUGCAGGAGCUUAUUCUGAGGGCCUACGCAGCGGCGGAGAAGCCCAAGAAUGAGGAGCCGCUGGAUGAGCUCCGCCAAGAGUUGCAAGCCGCCGGUGCGAGCUUCUCAAGAGCGAAGCGCGGCGCCGAGAAUGGCGAGGCAGAAGAUGCCCUGGCUCUGCAGCGAGCAGAGACGCUUUUUUGGGGGCACAUCCUCCGGCGAACGGAUCUUCUUCGGGAGCGGGCUCGGGAAUUGGAUGGGGCGCUCAAGCAGUGGCAGGUGGCCAGCCGAUUUCUCCUGAAGGAGGCUGCGUCCCACGGCCAGGCAGAUGGCGCAAGCAGCUGCCUGGACUUCCACCGCGGUCUCGUGCAGGCCAUCGAGCCGGCGGCCGCCAGCAAACCGGGCUCCGUGCUCUCACAGAUUCCGCACUUCAGCAGCGAGCAGAUCAAGCUCUGGCAAAAGCGGCAGAAGAAGUACUCCACGCUGUCGGGAUUCGUGGAGAUGCCAUCAGAGGAGCGGCGCGCGGCCCUUGAGGCCCCCGAGCUCGGCCUCAGUCCUUCGCAGCUGGCGGACAUCGAGGAGUUUGUUGCUGUGGUGCCACGGAUGCAGAUCCAGGAUGCUCACGUCUUCGUGCACGGCGAGGACGAGAUCUGUGUCGGCGACAUUGCGACCCUGGAGAUAAAGCUUCUCCGGGCCAAUCUUAGAGAGGGGGAGGCGAUUGGUGCCGCCCAUGCGCCGCACUUCCCAGGAAAGGUCUCAGAGGCGUGGUGGUUAACCUUCCGACUUCCUGGGAAGGGCAAGAGCGGGUCCAGCGUGUGCAGCCGGAUCACCGACACCUCUCGCGAGGUCGUUGCCAACGUCCGCUUCCGCGUGCCCCUGGCGGGCAAAUGCCGGAUCAGGCUCUCCUUGGCAUGCGAAGCCUACGCUGGCUUUGAGUUCGAGAAGGAAGUGAACUACGUCGCCAAGCAGGCACAGCAGCCUGUGCACGAUGAUGAUAGCGACGUUGGCAGCGAGGAAAUUGACAUGGAUUUCGAGGACUGA